AUGGCAGGGCUGUUCAGGAAAGUGUACGACUGGCUGCUGAGGACUUUCUGGGCCACGGAAAUGGACGUGACGAUGAUCGGGCUUCAAAACGCGGGCAAAACGUCCCUUCUUCGGGUGCUCUCGGGCGCAGAGUUCACGAUCGACUCUAUACCGACAGUGGGCUUUAACAUGAAGCGAGUGCAACGAGGGCAUGUGACACUCAAGUGCUGGGACUUGGGUGGCCAACCCCGCUUCCGCCCAAUGUGGGAGAGAUAUUGCCGUGGUGUCAACGCCAUCGUCUUUAUCGUCGACAUUGCCGAUAUGGAUCUCCUUCCCAUGGCCCGGGAAGAGCUCCAUGCACUGAUGUGCAACCCAACGCUUGAAGGCAUCCCUCUUCUGGUGCUCGGAAAUAAGUCGGACCUUCCCGAUAAGCUCAGUGUUGACGAGUUGAUUGAUGCGAUGGAUCUGAAGAACAUUGCACACCGGGAGGUGUCAUGCUAUGGUAUAUCGGCGAAGGAGGAGACAAACCUGGAUGCCGUUAUCCAAUGGCUGAUGAAAUUCGCUCACAAGUGA
Messenger RNA from Lasiosphaeria miniovina, 552 nucleotides. RefSeq names its product P-loop containing nucleoside triphosphate hydrolase protein. Gene Ontology annotation, molecular function: GTP binding; GTPase activity. The transcript is spliced from 4 exons. Gene Ontology annotation, cellular component: lysosomal membrane. Bases 1 to 552 code for a protein of 183 amino acids. The record is from RefSeq and is a predicted model, not a curated record. Gene Ontology annotation, biological process: protein transport. NCBI's taxonomy places the organism in Eukaryota, Fungi, Ascomycota, Sordariomycetes, Sordariales, Lasiosphaeriaceae.